UUCUAAAACAAUAACCUCUGUGUUAAACAAACCAGAGGAAAGACCUACGAAGGCAGCAGUCCCACCAGUAAAGCAAAGGAGAAAUCCAUUUAAUUCCACUGCAUCAGGUGAUGACUUGAACAGCGGGGAAUCAGAAGACAGACCAACCACUCUACCUCAGCUAUCAAAGAAGGAAAUUUUGUCACUCUCAGAAGAGAGCCAACCUAAACCAAACUUACAAAAUUAUGAAACAGAGAAACACGAGAAGCCUUCUGUAGAACCUACUGAUGAAUCACAGAAAGAACUAGUUAAGCGUCCUGUCCCAAAAGCUAGAAAAUUAAUUCACAAAGCAACAGAUCCUGUGUCACAAAGAGAAGACUUUGUUCCAAAACCAGCCACACAGACAGAGAGGAUUAAUGGCAUUGGUACACCACCCAGGGGCAUUCUGAAGCGCAGUUCGAGUUCAAGUUCCACUGACUCGGAAGUACGUAUUAGUCAGAUGUUAGAUGUUCAGAAAAAGAACGCUCAUCCUACUGCAACUAUUUUUGAAGGAGAAACUGAGAAGAACUCCCUUACGAAAGAAGUGGAAGACUCUACACAAAUUUCACUGGAAAAACUAAAACAAGUGAGGUUCUCAUCUGGCACAGGUAAAGGAGAACCUCUGCAAAGCCCACAGCUACACCAUGGUAGAGAAAAAGGAGAGUUUGAUUUGUUAGAAUCUGAUGAAAUAAAGAGUAGUGGAAAUGAUGCUAUUAGAUCAGAUUCAUUUGGGAAUAAGCAAAUCUCUGGUGUAAAGCCUUUGGGAACCUAUUCAUCAGCUUUAGAAGUAAAAACAAUAGAUGGCUUACAAGAUGAUACAUCAGCAUCCAAUCCUUGUGACACUAAGAGGUCAGUCUUCCUGGUUAAUGAAGCCUUGCAGACAAAGACAGUUACUCCUCAGAAACUUGAAACUCCACAGAAGACCUUCAGCAAUACCCUGCCAAAUAGCAGUAAUGAACUGAAUGCUGAUGAGACAUGUGAAAAUAAAGCCAACCAGUUCUUGAGCCAUGAAUCAAAGUCACACAAAAACUUUACUGAUGAACAUCAGCUUUCUGCUAAGACAGAAGCACAUGAGGUGUCAAAUACCAAUUCUACAAGUCUUCAACAAGGUUCAGAAGAAGAAUUAAACCCAGUUUUGAUGGCUUUGAAAAGGAGUGCAGAUAGGAAAAUGCCUUCCAAAAGUCUAGAGGACAUUCCAUCAGCCACUUCAAAUAAAGGAAAAAUAAAUAAUCCAAAGGAAGAAUUAGCUCUUAGUGCUGAAGAUGGUCCAAAACCUGAUCAACAUCAAGAGAGGAAUGAAAAUGCAGCAGGAAUUUCCACAGUGCCUUCACAGCCUGAUAAGCUGUCUUCCAACCCUGAAAAACUCAAAGGACUGAGCAAGUCAGUACCAUCAUUCCUACAGGAAGAGAGUGAUGACAGAGAGACAGAUACAGCAUCAGAAAGCAGUUAUUCCCUUGGCAGAAUCAAGAAGAGUCCCAGCUCUCUAACCAAUCUUAGCAGCUCUUCUGGCAUGGCCUCCUUAUCCUCUGUGAGCGGAAGUCUAAUGAGCAUCUAUAGUGCAGACUUUGGCAAUGUCGAUGUGAAGGGAAACAUUCAGUUUGCUAUUGAUUAUGUAGAACAGCUGAAUGAGCUCCACAUUUUUAUUUGCCAGUGUAAAGACCUGGCAGUGGCAGAUGUGAAGCGACAGCGUUCAGACCCGUAUGUAAAGACCUACCUGCUUCCAGAGAAAUACAAGCUGGGCAAACGGAAGACCUCUGUCAAAAAGAAAACUUUUAAUCCAGUCUAUAAUGAAAUACUGCGGUAUAAAAUUGAGAAGGAUCUCCUAAAGAACCAAAGCCUUAAUAUCUCUGUCUGGCACAAUGAUACCUUUGGGAGGAAUAGCUUCCUUGGUGAAGUGGAGCUGGAUUUAGGAACUUGGGACUGGAAUGAUAAAACCAACAAGCAGAUCAACUGGUUUCCACUCAAGCCAAGGACUUCAACAAUGGCUUUUAAACUAGAAAACAGAGCGGAGAUGAAACUAGCCCUCCAGUAUGUCCCGCACCCUGUUGGAG
Pelecanus crispus (Dalmatian pelican) is the source of this 2069-nucleotide messenger RNA. Lineage: Eukaryota; Metazoa; Chordata; Aves; Pelecaniformes; Pelecanidae. The record is from RefSeq and is a predicted model, not a curated record.